CAAGCAUCGGAUUGUGAUUCGCGUUCAUUCCAUCCCGUCAUAGCUGUUAUGUGGCGUACUCGUAGUGAACUGGAAAAAAGUAUGAUCGAAGGUGAAAAUGGACCAAAAGUCUAUCGACAGAAAGCCAGCGAAUACACUUCUUUGUGCAGCGAAAUGCGAUCGUUUUUGAGAGUUGCAGCAAGUAUUGCUCCAGUAGUUCAAGGAAUAUUUAACGACGCUGAAAUUAUGUCAGAAGAAAAGGAUUCUGCUCAGCUGCAGCUAACGCUUGCGCAACUUAAGUCCUUUGCUGUGAGCGCUUUGAGCUUCAGACAGAAAAUCCUCACUAAAUUCUCUUCAUUUGUGGACAUCUCAAUGACAUUCCUUCAAGCCGUUAAUAUCUUUGUUUGUGCACUAUACGAAGCUUGUGGCAUAAUCGAAAGUGUUGAACGGCGCCGAGAAUUACGUAUUAGCACCGCCUUCCCAAUGAACUUCCAGCUUAAACUAUCCGAGCAAGGCCUCGAAAGUCUAGAACUGCUCUCUUGGGCCUCUCGAGAUGCCUCUCCUAUGCCUCUACGCUUGAAAGCAGCAGUGGUACGCCACAGAGUCUCUCUUUGCAUUGACCCUCUGUAUGACCUGGAAUGGAUACGGCGUCAAUGGCAAAAGUGGUCAGUUUUCUGGUGCUUUCCUGACACCACUCGGUGUCACAACGACCCCAUUACGAUCCCGCUCUUUGAACAGUCCCACACGACUCGCGGCAUUUUAAAAUUGCCUGAAGUUGUCAGCUAA
Molecule: messenger RNA, 765 nt
Organism: Strongylus vulgaris
Lineage: Eukaryota; Metazoa; Nematoda; Chromadorea; Rhabditida; Strongylidae
Source: the annotation of a GenBank genome assembly